This is a messenger RNA of Priapulus caudatus, 897 nucleotides long. RefSeq names its product centrosomal protein of 41 kDa-like. Gene Ontology annotation, cellular component: ciliary basal body. The transcript is spliced from 7 exons. The coding region runs from base 1 to 897 and encodes 298 amino acids. Lineage: Eukaryota; Metazoa; Priapulida; Priapulimorpha; Priapulimorphida; Priapulidae. Gene Ontology annotation, biological process: protein polyglutamylation; cilium assembly. The record is from RefSeq and is a predicted model, not a curated record.
AUGAAGAUUCAUGAGGUUGCAGGAACCAAGGAGAAUGGCGCCGGCGAGAUCGGAAAGGCCGAUGGGGAUGUUGGGAAUCUGAACAGGACGCAGACGACCAAGAACGGCCAGACACAUCUAACCGAUCUCCCAGAAGAGGCGAUUCCAUCUCCGUUCAGUCUAAACGGAACACUAGAUGGCAUUGGCGAGGCGGCGAGUCCGAGACCUCCAGCAAUCAACAUGCGUCCGUAUGCAGGCCUAAACAGCGUCAUUCACGGCUUCGGACAGCUUGACCUUGACAGCAGCGGGCGUGUCGUCGAGACGAAGGAAGCUUUGAGGGAGGAGGCGAGACUUCAGCUGAAUUACAGGCCCGACGUGACGUCACCAUACCUGCUGCUCGACGUGCGAUCCGCUGACACAUACGAGCAGUCGCACAUCAUCACAGCGAAGAGCUUUCCGUCUUCACUGCUGUCGAGAGAUCGAGAGUCGAAGGACAACCUAGCAUAUAAGAACAAGGAGGGUCGCAUCGUGAUCGUAUACGAUGAGGAUGAGAGCGUGGCGUGUCAGGCAGCUCACACGCUCGUGCAGCGAGGCUACAGCAACCUGUUCCUACUGUCUGGAGGACUGCGUCUCGCCAGCCAGCACUUUCCCGUCGGGCUCACGACGGGAACCGUGCCCGAGACGUGUCUCCGCGAGCGCGUCAGGAAGCGGCGCCCCCUGGUGAAGGCCAGCCAAGCGGAGUUCACCCGGCGUGACGUGGAGGCCCUGCAGGAGACCCUGGAUAGAAUUCACGCUCCGCAACACGACACCGCACGAACGGGGAGGAUGUCCACCAUGACAACGCGAAGCAGCGCACGCAGCAUCCACACCGGCUCCUCGUCCCGCUCGCGCAACGGUGCUGCCCCCAGGCGGAAGUAG